Molecule: messenger RNA, 864 nt
Organism: Paecilomyces variotii
Lineage: Eukaryota; Fungi; Ascomycota; Eurotiomycetes; Eurotiales; Thermoascaceae
Exons: 4
Coding region: 1-864 (287 amino acids)
Source: RefSeq, a predicted model, not a curated record
AUGGCAAUCUAUAAUCCGUUCGCCAGGCACGAGUCCUAUAGCAGGAAUACCUUGGUCACUCAUCGCGUCCUGGUCCUGGUGACAUGGCUACUCGUGGUCAUCGUGGGUAUAUACUAUUCUUCGCACUCGCCGGACGAUGUGAAGCAUGGGCACAGGAUCUGGAAGCAGGGAAAUAAGCACACAACUCCAUUUACGCAGAGCGCCAUCGUUACCGGUAUCUACUGGAUCCUGCUUCUGCUGUCCCAACUGAGCUAUGUCUGGCAUCUCUUCUCCAAGGAGACGGCUCUGGUGACUGCAGCCGCCAAUGUCGCUGGACACUUCGUUCUCAACAACCUGUUCGUCUUUGCCUGGAUUCUGCUCUGGGUUCGCAACCAUUUCUGGGGUGCGGAGAUCAUUCUGAUCGCGCACUUCCUGAACCAGUCGAUUGCCUACUGGAGACACCCGGCUCUCCCGGCCUUCGUGCAUCUGCCUGCUGUCGCAGGCCCGUAUGCAUGGACGAUCACGGCGCUGUUCUGGAACGGUGCUGUCGCUGUGGGUAGCAACAGUCUCGCAGCAAGACUCGUGGCCAAUGUCUUCAUCUGGGUGAUCUUUAUCUUCGGACAGUUCCACAUCCUUGUCGCGAAGGAUUAUCUGCUGGGAUACUCUCUCAGUUUCCUAACUCUCUCCCUUGCGUUGAAGCAAUUCGCCAUCAAGGUUUUCGGAUUGCAGUGGAUCUUCGCCUUCGUCAUCUUCGGCGUGCUCCUUGUUAGCUCUCUCUACACCUCCUCGGCCGUAUACAACAACCGCACCGUUUUCUGGAGGCGCAUCGCCGAGCCCGAAGCCACCGAUCGCGAGAGAGCACCCUUGCUCAAUGAGAGCGCCUAA